Messenger RNA from Serendipita indica DSM 11827, 3495 nucleotides. Lineage: Eukaryota; Fungi; Basidiomycota; Agaricomycetes; Sebacinales; Serendipitaceae. The record is from the annotation of a GenBank genome assembly.
AUGGUGAAAAGUCAAAAAUCAAAAACGACCAAGGGCAAGAGUGCAAGGUCGAAAUCGUCGAAAAGAAGCAGCGAGUCGAGAAAAGAAAGAUCCAAGGCUGCGCUGGAAGCAGCAAAGAAGAGGCAUGCCGCAAAAAUCCGAAAGACGUACCAGGACGGCAUUGCACGCCUCCAGGCUGCAAUCAACCAGGACACGACGGAAAGCAGGAAGAUCAACGACAGCUUGCGGAGCUUGCGGUUGACAGCAGCAAAAAGCGCACUCGAAAAGAAUAAGGAGCUCGCCGAGAGCAUCGAAGAGAAGAUAGAAUUAGCCGCGGCAGACAAGGCACGCAAGGAGAUGGAGAAGAUGGAUGUCGACGAAACCGGCGAGAACGAGACGACAAGCGAUGAGGACAGCAGCGAGUCCGGAAGUGAAUCGGACGAAUCACAAUCGUCUGAUACAACAACGUUUGUCAAGUUUGGAAGUGGCGGGGACGACCCCCUGGGACUUGGCGAGAUGGGUAUCGCCGUAAAGACGACCAAAGGAAAGGACAAACCGAAGGAGAAGAAGAAGCAGGCGGAGCGCGAAGUCGACGAACGGACGCGCGCGAUCGACAAGUUGCUGGAGGGCAUUGGACCGCCAGAGCCGGAGGAGGAAAGGGCGGAAGAAGGAGAGGAGGACAAUAUGGACGGCUCGGAAGCAGAAGGAAGAGCACAAGUAGCGACAGAAAUGGCCACGCGAAGCGAGGAUAGCGAGUUGAGCGGCAGCGAGGAAGCCGUACAGGGCGAGGACAGCGAGAAGAAGCAUCACAUCAUGGCUGAUGAAAACGACGAAAACGAGAGCGAAGGAAGCCAGGAAGAGACGGGCAAAGUGCCCAAAGGAGAAGAGGCGGAGGAGAGGAAACCGAGCGGCGAGCCAAUCCCAAAGUCGAAGUGGAAAGGCUACAUCUACGUACCUAUCAAGGAAGAGACCGAGGAGACCGAACAGCAGCUGCCAAAGGCAGACGAGAUGACUGGACGCACUACUCAAGUUGACAACGAAAUCGACGAGAUUGGUUCGAUCCCACGGAAGUUAAUGGAGGCCUUCGCCGAAGGAAGGCACCCCGUCCCCCUCACUUUCCUCACAGACGAGUUCUUGAAACGACAAGAUGCAUACAGAAUUAGCUACAGAAACGGGGUACUCGAACACCCGGUGUACGAGAAGAGUGACAAGUCGAUUCCACUCGACGAAGGGAUCGCAGCGAUCAAGCGGCACUACAGUCUGAUGAAGAGCAACUGGCCGGAUGUUGCCAAGUUCUGGAAGUCGUUCUGGAACAACUUAUAUCACAGUAAGGUGAUAUCGAAGAACGAAUGGCCCGUGCUCCGCGAACUAGCAAUCGAGACAAUCCAACGAUGCAUCCCAAACCCGAAGGCUGGCGCGAGACUUGUGCCAGAUCCGAACGACGAGAAGGCACUGAUGCGGGCAGAGAUGAGGGUAAACGUCGGAUAUGUCGACCGGCUUGACGCGCUGGAGAAUCGAGUCGAAAGGAGUGGGGCGAGUAUGGGAAGCUCGGCGAGCCUGUCAAAUGGGAAAACGGACGGCAGGAAGGAUGGAGGGCAGAGAGGAUCAGGAGAGGAAACAAAGGCGAGGGCGCAAGACGCCAAAUCGAUGGCGCAGACGUCAACGUCAAAAAGAAUGCCAAAGGGGACUGGACGCUUUUCGAUGGAACGUCCUUCUGCUGGUCAUUCAACACGGCCAAAGGAUGUUCGGCGAGCCGUUGUGCAAAUGGAAAGCACGUAUGCACGGGAUGCCUAUCAGCCAGCCACAGUGCCCAAUCAUGCAAGCGCGGACAAAACUGACACGAAUGGAAGACAACCAGAGCCAGUGACCCCGCUACAGGCCAAGAAGCGGGAGGAAGCGCUUAAAUAUCUUGAUAUUUUGGAGGAGCAUGCGACGCUCAUAGAUGGACUUAAGAACGGCUUCAAUAUGCAGUGCCAGUUGGCAAUUGACGAAACACGAGUAUACCCACACCUGAGGUCAGCGGUCGAGCACCCCAAAGUGAUAGAAGAUCAUAUAGAAAAAGAGGUUGCAGCAAAUCGAUAUGACGGCCCACAUACACGCGAGGAAGUCGAGAAAAGGCUGGGCGCAUUUGUGGCAAACCCACUUGGAACGGUCGACAAGGCGAGUGGAAGGGGAAAACGCGUAAUUGAACACCUAUCAUUUGCCUACGAAGAUGAACAACAAUCAGUAAACGCACAAACGAAUAUCGAGAACCUCGGAACAAACUGGGGAGGACUGGCAGAGAUGAUAGAGCUCAUCGUGACCUCGCCAGAUGGAGCACAAGGUGCAACAAUAGACUGGGAAGCGGCGUUCAGAAACUGCCCUAUACGUCCAGAGGAUUGGAGAUACGGAGUAGUCGAAUGGAAUGGGAAAUUCUGGAUCGACAAGGCGGCAAAGUUUGGCGCAAAAUCAUCCGUUGGCAUAUUCGAACUACCGAACAGAGCGUUCGUAGAAAUCUGCACACGGAAAGAGCUCGGAACGAUCAUAUACUGGGUAGACGACCUGAUGAUCCGACGACUUCCAGUACGGAGAGACGGGGAGGAAUGGAUAUAUGGAAUGGGAAUAGCGAAAAUAUUGGAGCUUGGGGAGGAGCUGGGAAUCCCCUUUCCGCCGGACAAGGUGCGCGACUUCGCCAACAUCACGACGUACGUCGGCUUUGACUGGCAUUGGCAAGAACAUGCAGUCAGUGUCAGCGAGUCAAAGCGGAAGAAGAACCUAGCACUGGUACAGGAGGUGCUGGAGGAAGGAAGGAAGACGUCCGGGGAAAGGCUGCAGUCAUUAUGCGGGAAGCUGGCGCACCUAGGAAUGAUAAUUCCUGAAGGACGAACGCACACGAGAGCUUUAUGGGCGACGGUAGCGAAAAUGGGCCUACCGAACCAGCACUCGAAGUAUAUCAAGUGGAACAUGCCGGAGAAGGCGAAGUGCAACCUCAGAUGGUGGAAGGAAACGCUCGAGAAGCCGGAGAUAAAGAUUCAGCUAUGUACACAACGCGAACCAAACUGCAAGUACCGGAUCUACACAGACGCGUCGACGGGAUGGGGACUGGGCGUCGUGAUCGAUGAUGAAUACGACAAAUUCAGGUUGGAAAGUGACUGGAGAACGAGGGAGGGCGAUGGCGCAGAACGAGAGAUUGGAUGGGCAGAAUUUGUGGCGGUCGAGCUAGCAGUCGAGUUCAUACUGCAACGGCCAGAAGCGGAAAGGACGCACAUAGAGAUUUGCACAGAUAACCAGGGCGUAAUUGGCGGCUGGAAGAAGCGGUCAUCGAGAAACGAGGCGCAAAACGAGGCGCAAAACGAGGUUCUCGGGCGAAUUCUACGCCGGCUAGUGCGAGCAGAGGCAUACCUGACACUGACAUAUGUGCGGUCGGAAGAAAACCCAGCCGACGGGCCAUCGAGGGGGCUAGAGCCGCCCGGAUACACUCAGAGGAAGCUGGGGAGAUUCCCAAGGUCAUUGGUCGGUUAUGUACGAAGAGCCUAG